AUGAUUUCCUUCUCUUCCUCUUCUUCUAUAUCCAGGUACAUUUCCCUGGCGAAUAUUCUCAGCAAUAUCCGAUCCUUUUCCACUCUAAACUCAUAUCUUUUUGCUUCCGAGCUUUCACAACAAGUCAUUGCCAGGCAAAAACAAUCGAAAUCAAAUAAAGAACAAAUCGCUAAAAGAAAACAGCAAAGGUUCAUAAGACGUCGUUUACGAGCCCGUUUGUCGCCCUCCUUGUCCCCCUUUUACAUGAAAAUACCCCAAGCUUUAAGAUUCCUAAGAGCUGCUGAAGUCGGUAGAUCUCCCACCGAAGGUACCAUCUCUGUUAAUUGCGACAUUGUCAUGGAUAAAUCUAGUAUCCCUCUAAACUCAUCUGUCAAACUUCCUCACCCUUUGAAGGAAAUCAACAUCAUGAUCUUCACAACCAAACCUGACCAAAUAAAACUAUGUGAGAAUUUAUCAAACAUCAAAUACAUCGGCGGCUUGGAUUUAAUUGAAAAAAUCAAAAACAACCAAAUCGACAUAUCAAAUAUCCACAAGUCUUUUGCAACUUCAGAGAUGGCUACUCCACUAACUAAAAAUCUAGCAAAAAUUUUAGGUCCAAAGGGCUUACUACCCUCAGUCAAAAAAAACACAAUCAACGAUGAUUUAUCAACCUUUCUAGAUUCCUCUCUAUCCUCUGUCCCCUUCAAACAAAAGGGUCUCUCUGUAUCUGUUGCUGUUGGUAGAUCAAACUUCUCUGAUGCUCAAGUAUACGAAAAUGUAUUAGCCUUCUCAAAGGCUGUUCGUGAUGCCAUAACCCAACAAAAAGCUAAAAGACCUUCCAUCCUUGCUCAAGCAACCAUCUCUACUCCUCGUGGUCCAGGCAUUGUUAUUGAUUUCUAA
Ascoidea rubescens DSM 1968 is the source of this 879-nucleotide messenger RNA. RefSeq names its product mitochondrial 54S ribosomal protein uL1m (gene MRPL1). NCBI's taxonomy places the organism in Eukaryota, Fungi, Ascomycota, Saccharomycetes, Ascoideales, Ascoideaceae. The record is from RefSeq and is a predicted model, not a curated record. The transcript has a single exon. Bases 1 to 879 code for a protein of 292 amino acids.